AUUCCAGAGCCUCCAGAGCCACCCGAGCAGAGCGUGCCCCGUGCCCAGCCGCGCGUCCCGGCCACUGCUGCGCGCUCUCGCCUGCCGGGGGCUUGGAGCUACGGGGCACAUUCGGGGCCGAGAUCCCGGGGCUAGGGGUCGCAUCCCACUGCUAGGACCCGUACCGUCCGAGGAGACCUGGAGAAGCGUUCCGGCUGCCUCUACCCCAGGAACUUUUCGCAGACCUGGCACGAUCCAGCAGCGGCGGGGGCCGUGGGUUUUCAAAGGAGCUGUGCGGAUCCAGGAGUGAAGCAGCAUGGAUGCCAUCAGCCAGGUCCCCAUGGAAGUCGUGCUCCCCAAGCACAUCCUGGACAUCUGGGUCAUUGUCCUCAUCAUCCUGGCCACCAUUGUCAUCAUGACCUCCUUGUUGCUGUGCCCGGCCACUGCGGUCAUCAUCUAUCGCAUGCGGACUCAUCCUGUCCUCAAUGGGGCUGUCUGAGAACCUCCCAAGAGGGGCAGGUGACAGAUGAGGACAGCGUCCCUGCCCCCAGCUUCUUUCCCUUUCUCAGAAGAGCCGCAGGAGGGACUUUGGAGCAUGGACACUGGAGCUCGAUAUGUGAGGAGACCUGAGUUCUGGUUUUGAUUCUGCCACUGGCCAGUGGUGUGAGUUUGGUCAAGGGACCUAAUUCUAUGAGUUCCAGGCUCCUUAUUUUCCAAAUGGGGAUCAUGAUUCCUGCCCGUCCUACCUCAUGGGGUUGUGAGAACCAAUGACCUAGUGGAGGUUAAAGCUGUUGGUGAGUAGAUACACAGGUGUUACUGUUGAAUGCUGAGAAGCUUUGAAGAACCAAAGACCCUAGCUGCUGCUGAGGGGUGAGGGAGACACUGGGGCAGAGCAGUCUUCCCCAGUGCCCCUAAGAUGAAGGCAAGCAAAGGCACCCUGUCAUCAUUCCAAGGGACCAACAGCAUGUGGCUCAACGUUCUUUCCUUUGAGGUGCCACUCCCUUGAGUUGUCUAAUUUGGGAGGGAAUUGAGCAUGGCAGGGGGAGGGAGAUGGGUGGAUCUUCCCAGCACACCGGAAUCUGCAGUUUGUAGGGGCUCUGACAUUUCUUGGCAACGCCAAGGGAGCUGGGGUGAUGGGCUCCGUUCUGCAUUAGCGUCCUAUAGCUUUGACGCUCAAGCAGUGUUGGCAGAUGCAGGGUGGCUGAGUUCCCUGGCCAGCUUUCAGGAUACCCAGCGCCCGCCCCGUCCCCUGUGUGCCGCUCCGCCCCAGCCCCUGCUGUAAUUAGGUCCACCGCAUAAUGUGUACUCCCUUCAUCCCCUCCCACCAGCACUGCAACCAUUCCAAGGUACGAGAUGUUCCCAGCACCUUUGGAACUAACUCAAACAGUGAUGUUUAUUUUAAACGCUACAAUUUAUAUUUAUAUGUAUAGAGAGAUUUCUGGACCACUCAAGCUCUUUGACCGAAAUAAGGAGCAUCUGGGGAUUUGUUAAAUUAUGUAAGAAGAUAGCACAGAUUAUCGGGAUAUUAUUGUGUGAAAAUGAUGCUUUUAGGUUGAUCUGAUUUCAUUGAUGUACCUAAUUUCCAAUAAAGUGCUAGAAUGAGCA
Messenger RNA from Globicephala melas (long-finned pilot whale), 1584 nucleotides. It is a transcript of the gene SMIM3, whose product is annotated as small integral membrane protein 3. The record is from RefSeq and is a predicted model, not a curated record. Lineage: Eukaryota; Metazoa; Chordata; Mammalia; Artiodactyla; Delphinidae.